GCGUGUUGCGUGUAAGACCUACGUGACUAUGAUGUACUCAACGGCAGUGAUCGGUGGUGCAGCUGUGGCCAGCAAUUUUUGGGCGUCUACCGCAUUUGUGGUUCCCUCGGGCUCGCCUUUCGUCGGGCCCAGGACUGACGUACAUAGUAAGGGGUCAACACGAACCGUUGGCAACCGCAACUCUGCCUGCGGUCCGAUGAUGGCGCUCAAGGGAUUGGCUAGAAAGGCGAAGGAGGCGCAGGUUUCGAAGGACAUGGAAGAGCUGCGAUCGGCCGAACCCGACAGCCCGGUGUUUCAGCUGUUGGAACAGGCUGAGGCGGGGAAAGGAGCAGGGGACGGGCCGGAGUACCCCCUGUCUGACGUGCUUCGGAAGAACAAGGGGACGCUCUCGGUGGUAGCGGAGUACAGAAAGAUCCUCAAGUCUGGGUUCAUCGACGGAAUCUUGGCGCCGGAGCUGCUGUGCCCCCUCCUCCGCAACGGAGGUGCCGCCUGCAUCGCCGUCGCUACUGAACCCCUGACCGGUGGUUGCUCGGAUGCCGACUUGAAGACGGUGGUGGAGGAGCAAGAGAACAGCCGGGGAGACUUCCCGGGCCCAAUGCCCGUGAUCAUCAGGGAUCUCGUCAUCUCCGAGUUCGAGAUUGCUCGCGCCAAGGCAGCAGGGGCGGCGGGGGUAACGGUGGUGCUCGCUCUCGUUGGCCCCGAACGCGCGGCGGAGCUCGCGGCGUUUUCCAAGAAGCUAGGCAUGGAAGCGGUGAUCCAGGCCACCAGCCAGGAGGAGAUCGAGCAGGCGGUGACCUCGGAGGACAUCUCGAUCAUCUCCAUAGUGGGAAAGAUGGUGGAUGAAGCAGUGGAACUGCGGCAGUACAUUCCCGAUAGGGUGGUGUCUGUGGUACACGUGGACAGAAGAUCAGAUGAGGGUAUGGAUGAGAUCGAAGACUGCUGGCAGCUCAGGGACGCCGGCUACCACACAAUAUGGGCGUCUGAGGUGUUGUACAAGGGGGGAAUGAUGCAAGCGGAAUCUGCCGAGGCCAUCCUGAAGGCAAUCAGAGCGAAGGCCAGCGUAAAGUACGGCCGUGCAAGAGGCAUGUCUGGGAAGGGGGAGGGGGCGAAGGAGUACCUGGGCUACUUGGCCCAAUAAUAGCAGAGCCUCACCAAGGCAGGAGAGGAGGGCAUGGGCAGCUCCCGGGAGGAUCGGGGACAAGAAGAGGUCGCCUUCGGGGUUUCGUCGAGGCUGCAGAAGCAUGCUCCGAAUGAAGGAGGGGCGCAAGAGGUUUUAUGCCUCUUGGUGACGAAGCUGAUAAUCGCACACAGGGAUGACGGGCACUUGAGAACCGUGCAAAGGGUUUGUAUUUGGUUCUCAAUCCUGCUGCCUUUCCGAUGGUUUCUCCCCGGUGGUCCGAAUUGAGUCACAUUGGUUCCGAGUACUUUUUGGCCUGUUGGUGUGGAAUCUAUUUAGCACACAAUCGAAUCGUCGAGCUCAUCUGUUGCCGGUUUUGAGCUCACUGACGCGACUCACAGGACAAUGAUGGAGGGUUUUAGAGUGCAAUUCACCAGGUCGCUGUUUUGAACCAAGAUUUGCUUGUCGAAAUCCGCAACAGCCUUUCUUGUCUUUGUUUGGGCCAACUCGAGAGUGAGUUUGUCGAUUUAAUUUUCCCCACUUGUUCUGGAGAGGGAUAGGCUAUUUUUUCUAGCGAAUGGGGUGGUUGAAGUUUCGGGCAGUUCGGCAGCUGGCGUACGAUUUCCACCGUCAAUUUCUGACAAGCGAGAUCAGCCCGGGCAGAAGGCAGAACUCUUCGAACCGAAUGAAUGCGGGUAGGUUGAGAGGGUUAAACCUCGACAAGAUAUGUGCCUGCUGUUUUUAUUUGCUCAGAGCUGUGUGGCACUGUCUAGAGUGCUAGUUAAACUCGUUGGCAAAGAGCCCGUUUUCAGCACUCUGCAGACGAAUUCGUUUAUCGGCAGCCGGAUCGGCUCUCCAGGGUAGUCUCGGGAGGUUCUUGUUCGGUGAAUGUCGACCCUAGCGACACACGGCUGGCUGCUCGGCGUGAGUUUUAGGGCUGCUCUGUAUCGUCACUUGACUAAAUAGAGUAUUCGGUGCGAUGAGGCCUCCUGUCUGUGCCCGGUGGUUCCACCCAAACAACAAGAUCAACACCAAAGCUAUCUUUCUCUUCGCCACCGGUCUGG
This is a messenger RNA of Ectocarpus siliculosus, 2181 nucleotides long. The record is from the annotation of a GenBank genome assembly. NCBI's taxonomy places the organism in Eukaryota, Phaeophyceae, Ectocarpales, Ectocarpaceae.